Messenger RNA from Pecten maximus, 2683 nucleotides. RefSeq names its product angiopoietin-related protein 2-like. Lineage: Eukaryota; Metazoa; Mollusca; Bivalvia; Pectinida; Pectinidae. The coding region runs from base 2 to 910 and encodes 302 amino acids. The transcript has 6 exons. The record is from RefSeq and is a predicted model, not a curated record.
UAUGUUCUACACAGGAGGAGACUUCAGGAUGAGGAUUUACUAUAAACCAUAUCUUUAUUUGUGCUGUAUUUGUUGCAAUGUAAUGGCGAGUAACUAUUAUGCAGUGUUAAAUGGAAACAUUAGUGACUAUGAAAUCCUGACUAAUUCUACAGACAUUGAUGACCUUCCCACCUGUGCCAGACGGUGUGAGGGACAGGAAUGUAAGUCUUUUAUGUACAAUUUCCACACCAGAGUGUGUAGCACCUUUUCCAGUGGACUGACUGCUUCACCCGGAGUAUCUGGUAAUAUGAACAGAUUUUUCCAAAAAGAACAUGAAGGUGUAAACUGUGCUCCAAUCAACGUGUAUGGAAAAUGGGCUAAAUGUAACGUUUUCAACUCCAGACGCUGGGCGAUUGUUCAAAGGAGAUACAAAGGAGAGGAGACAUUCGACAAAACAUGGGACGAGUUUAAAGCAGGAUUUGGAGACCUUGAUGGAGAAUAUUGGAUAGGAAACGAAGCUUUACACCGCCUUACACAUGAACGUAAUCAGUCAGCCCUGUUUGUCAUUGAGGACUGGAACGGAGUUGAGAAAUUUGCACAGUAUGACAGCUUCAAAGUUUCGUCAGAAGCGGACAAGUUCCGAAUGAUUGUUUCUGGGUACAGCGGCACAGCAGGUGACUGUAUGUCAUACCAUUCUGGAAUGCAAUUUACGACCAAAGAUAGAGAUAAUGAUGCUCACGGGGGCGGUUCGUGCUCCGUGGAAUACGACGGAAUGGGUUUCUGGUAUAGAAUAUGCGUUCGAUGUAAUAUCAACGCGAAGUAUUUCAGCGAUACUGGAACGGAAAAUACACACGCGCUGAUAUGGCACACAUUUUCUGAGAAAUUUCAACCAAUGAAAAAGUCAAGAUUGAUGCUUGCACCAACUCCAUAAGUUAUAUUUUGAGUGAAUUAGGCUGGAGACCGGAGAACGUACAAGAAGGAGACUGCAUACAAUGACUACAUUUGCUCAUAUUAUUAACGCUUCUAACCCCAGAAGCUCGAAUCAUUAGCUCAUAUCGUAUGACACAUCAGAGAAGAUUUAUGACAAUCAAGUACGUUUAAAAAUAGCAUGUCAACUUGUCUUGAUUUCAAAAGGUGGAAAUGUGAUCGUGGGCUAAUUAACGUAUGGCACAAGGAGGAGAAAAUUAAGCCAGUACAGUAAUGAUGCUUUAAUCGGUGGUGACAGGUGAAUGGUUUGACGAAAUGAACACUAAUGAAGUUGAUGUGCUUGUUAUGUUUCAUAUGAAAUCAGAUCGCCAAUCGCUAUAGACGCUCUGCUUAUAGAAACUUUGGCAAAAAAAAAAAAAAAUUCCAACAUUUCUACGCCAGCAAAACACCAUGCCAAGACUUAAAGCAACGUCGUCAUUCUAUCAUCGUAAAACAACUAAAAAAAAGAAACUUUUCAUGUACCUUAUAGUUCGAUAUCCUCGGUAGUACGUGUGGUAGUGUUACCUGACAAACCAUGUAUAUCUACAUGUACGAUAUUAGGUGUGGUAUGGUUACCUGACAAACCAUGUACGAUAUAAGGUGUGAUACGAUAUUAGGUGUCGAUAUGGUAACCUGACCAACCAUGUAUAUCUACAUGUACGAUAUAAGGUGUUGGUAGAUUUCGCUUGUUUACCUCUUCAGACAUAUUGGCCGUCUCCGUUUACCAGAUUGUGUCUCUAUUUUGUUUGUUGAAAAAUCCGAUUUUGCGAACUCUGACCUUCAAACCAUUUUAAAUUCGCAAAUGAUGAGCUUUUGGUCAUGAACUCUUCAAGACACCCAUAUCGGUAAACACUAGUUCAACAACCAACCAAACGUGUUAUUCACGUACAAAUAAUCUCGAAGGAUUUGAACUCGCGGUUGACUCUCCUCGCAUGUGAACGCGAAAAUAAAUCAUACGCGAAAUAUAAUGGAUGAUUUACACUAAUGACAUUUCAUUGUUUUCUUGAAUGAUUAUUUAAUAGAGAAAGUGACAGCUGAAAAUAAGUAAAGGUGGGAUUUAACAUUUGGCCCCCACAUCAAUUUCUUUCAUAUUUUACUCAUAUGUAGAUAUAUAAAAAUAAACCAUAACCCCAUAAAGGAUUAGUCAUUAUCACCUCGGAUAGCCAUACUGGACCUCCUUGCAUAAAACUAGAUUGAGUGACGGGGGUACUCUAACAAAACGCUUGAUCAUUGUAUAGUGUAUAAAUGUAGUUAUUGUGAUACCAAAUAUGUUAUAUAGGCAUACACGAAGUAAGCCUAGCGACACCUUUAAUUAAAAAAUAAUGCAAAUUUUUCAUAAAACAAAAAAUAUAUGCAACAUUGUCAGCAUGAUUUUGUACAGUUCUAAUCACAACCUACCUUUUAUACUUCUAAAAACACUUUCCACAUGUAUAUGCUGUAUACAGACAAAAACAAAUGUAAUUUCAAAACCGGAAAAAAUGCUUUUUUUGAGCACACCAAACAUACCCUAUGUAUAAAUACCAGUAAUCAAGAUGUGCUUAUCAUACAUAUUAUGCAAAAACUUAUUUUUCUGUUUUGAUGACAUACACAGUCACAUUAAUUAUAUCAUUUAUGAUUUGAAAUGAUCUUCAGCAGUUAUGACAUUAGAAAUAUGCUUUUUGCAAAAGUUAUCUAUCCUCUGAACAGCUACCUUAAGACUGAGAUUGUAAACCUUAGGAAAAUAAAUUGAUAAAUAUUU